AUGGAAACAGCCGCGAGGAUAAACAUCAACGAGAGAUAAAAAUCUAAARRGUAAACAAAAAUGAGUAGUUGGGUUAAACUUCGUCGGAUGAGGAACAUUUCGUCAGCUCAAGAAGAACUGAUCUUUUGAGGGGAAUAUCCCGUUGAAUUGCUAAAUAGAUUUUUCGUCUUGAAGYAUAUUUGGYAAUAAUGGGAGACAAAGYUAAACUAAAAACAGGAAAACUUGGAGCAAAUAAUAUGGAACAAUAUGAACUCUAUAAGCAUCUUGAACGUUUGGACAAACAAAUCCGCGUUAGAGUAGUAAAUAUUGAAUGUCAACAAAAAAUAAUCGCAAAAACCUUCCACGAACGUCUUCAUCAAAGCGCYACAAUGGCAAAGGUUCAAGAAGAUAUUGUUGCCAACUUCCAUUCAAAUCGGCAUGAUGAUAAAAAACUUCGUUCUUAUAUGUUAAGAGGAAAGGCAAUGAACGCAGAGAWYGAGAACAGGAAAAAUGAAAAUAUAGCACCGUCAUUACAGCUUCGUCAGUGGAAUAAAAAUUUUCGGGUUCCUUAUCAAAAGGAAUAUUCAUUUCGACCAGGUAUAAACACUAGGCCGUCAAAAGUACUUGAGGUCCGUUGUAAAAUGUGGGAAAAAGUGGCUGAGUUUUGUACUUCUGGGAGAGAAAGAGCUCGUAGCGCUCCACCAAGACUACGCGAACUUCGAGCUCCAGAYCAAGUAGAGCGGGCACACGAUCACGCUUUAGAGCUUGUUGGUAUUCAGAAAUGGCUGGUGGAAAAACCCUCCGGACAGCCAUUAAUUGAUCAAGAUAAAGUUAGCAGAUGGAGGGAAAAAGAGAAGAACCUCGCUAAUGGCGCUGUUGAGGAAUUUGUCGGCUCGCUCCAUCCUUACAGGCUCAAACCAGGACCGAGUCAGCGRCUGCUUGAUGUGAAUAGCCUAUACAGUCUUUUAUGCACUCCUAGACCACCUGUCAAUCACCCGCCAUGUUCACRAUGAUUAGAAUUGAAGUCGAUGAGACUGGUAUAGGUAGCGACAGUGAAAGAAACGAUCGAGGCUGUUACGUAGUAGUGAGGAGUGCGAGCUCCCUGCUCCCUCUUGCGUGCUCCCUCUUUUUCAUGCAAGGAGCAUAUAUUAGUAGCACAAUUUAUAAUUUGAUCUCAUUUACAAUUUGAUCUCAAGACUGUUUAUUUCUCCAAAUGUAGCUAUUAAUUUAAGAUAACUUACAGGCUUACACAACUGUUUUUUUGAGAAUCAUUGACAGUCAAAMGUAUAUCUUAAUUAAGCAAAAAAUGAUUUUUUUAUUUUAUUUUAUUAACGUAACCCGUGUGUGGUCAAACUAAGGAAGUGCUCAUCAGCCAAAUGCUGACAUCUUUAAUUUGAAACUGAAAAAACUUGAACAUGAAAAAAGCGUCAAUAGUCUGUUGUGAUGAGAUUAUUUUGAAUACUGUUUCAGCUACCACUAAAAUAAAUUAAAUCUCAGUUAUAUAGAUUAUAGAGUAUCGAAAGGAAUUAUAUAAAGACUAAGCGGAUCAUACUAUCAGCAUUAACACCACUGAUUUUAUAUAGAAAUAUUAACAUAAAAACUUUGCUUUGAUGCUAAGAAUUUGUGUAAUUUAAUUUUAUCAUACACGUGUUUCCAUAAGAUUGUCCUGUUUGAAAUAGUGAAAAGUAAUAAGUUAAUCUAAAAGAGUUAAUCAGAAUUAYAAUGUAAUUAACAAAUUGCGUCAAAUCGCGAGAAAUAACGUGACGGCGAUUUCCACAUUUGUCUUCAACAAGAGGAUUUUUCAUCGUCUGCUGCAAAACAAACAGGACAUCGCGAUGCUAAUUAUUAUUAUUUAUUUGUUCUAAACAGACUUCACACUGCUGUUCUAAAUUGAAAUACUUAUAUAUAUAUUUUUUACUUA
This is a messenger RNA of Exaiptasia diaphana, 1900 nucleotides long. RefSeq lists its product as uncharacterized. Bases 189 to 992 code for a protein of 267 amino acids. The transcript has a single exon. NCBI's taxonomy places the organism in Eukaryota, Metazoa, Cnidaria, Anthozoa, Actiniaria, Aiptasiidae. The record is from RefSeq and is a predicted model, not a curated record.